CAAAUGUUAAAAACUGUUACGUCUUAAUUUAACAAGUUUAACUUUUUGCUGUUUCAAGCUUCUUCGCUCGUGACCUUCGAUUAAUUUUUCAUAAUUAUUAGCAAACAUUUUCAUAGUAUAAAAUGCCAAACCGAGGGUUGUUAAUUAGUAUAAUUUGUCGCCGCCAUUGAGCUAUUUGAAAGAGUACAAUUGUAGUGAAUAUAUCAUAACAGCGGGAAAUAAUGCAUCGUCAAGGAUAAUUUAUACGUUUCUAGGCUAUUGUCAAUAAAAUUUGUAAUAGGCGGGCAAAUUACCAAUAAAAGGAAGAUGUUGUAAGAGUUAAUUAAGUAUGUCACCGGUCUACUAUCUGCGAAUGAAAUUCGCUAAUGAAAAAAUCCUAUCUUAUUAAAAUAAUUCUCACUUAAUCAACAAAUAUCAUUUAAACGAGAAAGAUUUCCUUCCUUCUUUUCAUUAAUAUUAUGGAUUCAAUGCAUUCAUAAUGCAUCGAAAAGUUAAGCUGAAAUUGUCGUUUAAUUAAACACACAAGGAACGGUGCAAAUCAACAUUGCAUAGAGUACUAAUGAAAUUAAUACUAAAAUACUUUUCUCCAUUUGUAUGAAUUAAUCAAAUCGACAACGACAUAUUUGUAAUAGUGCAUAAAAGCAUUUGAUAAGUAUCGUGCCAUUAAAUGAACUUGUUUGAUAUAUAGUACGAACGUCGUUUAUAUACGCUAUUGCUGCACUUAAGAUAAAUGAAAUUUUGCGCGAAGGGUUAAGAGGUAUAAAGGUGUUUCUUUCAGUCGAUUGCAACUCCUCUUCUGCGUUUGUAGCUUUGCAGAUGUCUUGCCUCUGCGUACUUGAUCUAUGAGAAUUAAAGAAUCGUUAAAUGACAAAUAAAAAAUUAUAUCUAAGAACUUUCAUUCUGCGAGUGGCGUCGCUCCAAGACGUAGCCUUCUUGACAAAUUGACUUCCUUUGUCUCAAUUUAUGGAACGUUGAGAAAAUCACUAUGAUGCUACCAGUAUAUAUACUAAUGCUUCAACAGAUAAAUUAUUUAAAUUAUUUGUCAAGCGUCGAACAAAUUAUUAUAGAUGUUCUUCGAAGAAUCAAAUUUUCGGAUGUGCAACUCGUCGUUCAAAAUCCUUACGGAAACAAUCUCGGAAUAAUCAACGAGAUCUAUAAAAUUGUGGCUCAAACUAUACCAACGAGUUACAUUUCGGUGAACGACUCAGAUCCUUUGGGACUGCCAUCCUCUCAGGUAUCUCAAGCAACGCUGAUUUUAUACAUUUACGUCGCAAAAACUUCACCGAAUUUCGAACAAACGGAAAAUAUCAUACGCGCGAUCGUGUCCAGGAAUCGACCAAAAAUUCUGUUGAUAACUAUGAUGGAGGAAGAAGAUCGCAACUUUGAACCGCUUCUGAAGCAAACGUGGCACAAUCAUUUGAUCGACAUAGCGAUUUUAGAGUUGUCAAAAUUAAAUAGACACAUAAACGCCACUAAAGUUCAUCGGUAUAACCCAUUUACGAAAGUCUACGAUCAACGGCCUUAUGUUUCGGGUAUAGAAUUGUUUCCCAAUAAAAUGGAUAAUCUUCAUGGUUACCUGAUAAGAAUAGGCAUGAUGAAACGUGCAGGCUAUUUAUGGUACACGAAAAAUUCACAGGGAUACCCUGUAAUGUACAGAGGCCCGGACGUAAAAGUUAUAAAAACACUUGCUCGGAUUAUGAACUUCACUAUCGCAGUAUAUCCCAGUAAAGACAUAUUCGUUGAUAUAGUCAAUGAAAAAAUCGACAUGAUUAUUCCGACGUUGUCGCUUUUCGCGGACGCUAAUGCUCUAAAAUGUGAUUUCACUUUACCUUUUGGCUUCGAGAGUUGGUGCCCAGUAGUGCCGGUUAAAUACAAAUCCAAUCAUGCCGAGAUACGCGGUUUAAUCGGAAUCGCCACAAAUUUCUGUGUUCUCCUUAUAUUCUGGGGAUUAUCGGUCGUAUUGAAAUUUCAAUCGGACCUGUGGCAACCAUUGAAAAUCUUCGGUCUGUUGAUAGCUACUACCAUCUCAUCGAGACCAAAGAAGACGACGGAAAGAGUUAUAUUCUUUCUCAUUGUACUCGCUUCGUCGAUGUAUUCGGCGAAUCUGUUCAUUGAUCUGACCAACAUAAGCAUGAAAGAGCACACCGUGGUAGAUUAUAACAGUUACAAAGAGUUGGACGACACUGGAUUGACUCCCGUUAUUUUGACUGGUCUCUUCAACGUAACUUUCCUCAACGAAGACGAAUCUUUUUCUCGGUUAAAGAGAAAAGCGAUCCAGAUGGAUAAUACAGAGAGUUGCGUGAAUUAUUUGGAACAACAUAAAAAUAUUACUUGCUUCCUAGAGACGAGAAAUGUAAACAUGAUAAUUUAUUCGCAUGCGCGCGAAGGUAAAAGGGUCCUGAAAACCUGCGAAAAAUUGUGUUACGCGAAACCACCGAGUGCGUACUUUUUGAAAAAACAUUCGCCGUAUAGAGACCAAUUUGUAAAGAUCAUAAUACGUUUGGAUGCAGCAGGUAUUCGCAUGAAAUGGUUAAACGAUUAUAUUGGUAAAUUUCGACCAAGAAAAACUCACAUCAUGGAAGUUAAUAGUUCGUACACAUCGCCUCUCGCCUGGAAUCUGGCUUACAUCACAUGCAGUGGAUAUUUAAUGUCGCUUUUAGCAUUUUUUGGUGAAAUUAUAAUACACUAUCUCCGCCGUGACAAGGAGACGAAAAGAUUUUUGAACAAAACGUGAAGUUACACGUAUUCGAGAUUGUGCGUAGUUGAAAUAUAAAUAGUGGUUUGGAAUUCACGUGACUAGAAAUACAAGAAUUUUUCUUGGAAAAGGAUGGCCGAAUUUUUCCAUUAAACUCGUUAGCUUUCUCGAACUGUUUAUCCUUAUUAACUCACGUUGAGCAUUUGUUGAACACAAAUCUUUGCUUAGUAAUAUUUAAACAAUCUAAUAUUAGGAUCAACUUAAUGAUCCUGUACUUCAAACUGUGUCUUGAAAUGCCAACUUAUUUUCAGCAUGUUUGACCGCGUUGCGUUGCUGUAACUUUCGUCUAUGAAACUGAAUAAUUCUAACGAUUUAAGUAACAAAUAUCGAUAAUCUUACCACUAAAAGCAUUUCAAAAAAUAUAUCUUGUAACGAACGCGACAAAUAUUCACCUAAUAAAGUCACGUGUCUACGUGUAAAAUAGUUAAACGUUCAAAAUCAAUAUCCAUA
Bombus pyrosoma is the source of this 3205-nucleotide messenger RNA. RefSeq lists its product as uncharacterized. The transcript is spliced from 2 exons. Lineage: Eukaryota; Metazoa; Arthropoda; Insecta; Hymenoptera; Apidae. Bases 986 to 2734 code for a protein of 582 amino acids. The record is from RefSeq and is a predicted model, not a curated record.